UUUUGUGGAGCUGUGAUGGGAUGUUCCAGCACAGUCCGGACUGUCGCUUUAAGACAACGGCAGCUUUGUCUGAUUAAUUCAAUGUACGGCGACGCGUUAGUGGAGAAACCUGAUCAGACUUCAUCCACACAGGAGGAGAGCUGCGCGCUGCAGGAGGAUCACAUCCAGCUGAAUUAAUAAAAGACACCUGAAGUUCAUCCGAUCAUCGCUUUUAUUAUGAAUAAGUGUGUUUUUCAAGAUGAAGACAUCUUGAGGAUGGAGUAAAGUCAUCGAAAGGAGCGUUUCCUGUGUGUUUUCUUUCCCCCUCCAAACACCACCACCACCACCUGGAGUUGAAAUCCAUCCGAUCAGAGGAGGAGGAGGACAGAGGCUCGGGAAGCAGGCAUGUCGUCGGAAAAACACGGUCUUGAUGACUCUGGCCGUCAGACCAUGCAGCCUCCUCCAUACCUCCCCGGCCCGCAAGAUCCUAACAUGCCCAACAUGCAGCCUGCACCGGGUACCCAACCCAACUACCCUCCUCCGCCUCCUCCUCCAGGUUCAGAUGGAUAUCUCCAAGAAACCCAGUUCCACUGUGGCCCAAUGGGACCCCAAGGGGCCCCGCAGGGCUACACAGUCCAGACCCAGGGACCCGGAGGCACCAUGUCUCACGCCCCUGUAGGAUACCUCCACCCGGGCUACCCACUUCAGCUGCAGCCGUGCACAGCUUAUGUACCCGUCUACCCCAUGGCAUCGGGUCAGCCCUACAUGCCAGCUGGGGGAGGCCACCCAGGGAUCCCGCCAGGCCAGAUUCAUCCCAUGCAAAUGCCACCCAGCAUUACUCUAAUGGACCGUCGACCGCCACACGACUACCUGCCCAUCGCCGUGCUCACCACCGUCUGCUGCUUCUGGCCGACAGGCAUCAUUGCGAUUAUCAAAGCCGUGCAGGUGCGUACGGCAAUAGCCAGAGGGGACAUGGUGACGGCGGAAAUAGCCUCCCGUGAGGCACGCAACUUCUCCUUCAUCAGCCUGGCUGUUGGCAUCGCAUCCAUCGUGUUAUGCACUAUCCUCACUGUGGUAGUCAUCAUCGCCUCGCAGCACCACGACGAUGACUGGGAGCCGUAACUCCACACGGUGUCAGACAGAUGGGAAAUCAUGGCAUAUAUUAGAUAGUUAGCUACUCUCAAUCGUUUUGGAGGAUAUAGGAGCACUGAACACGCACCCAAACUGCUACUGCACUGCUGGCCCCUCUGUGUACAGCUACACACACACAGCUCUGACCUAACCUGCUGCCAUCAAACACACACACACACACACACACACCUACAACCAAAAACCACGAAUCACAGCUGAUGUUCAAACACCAGCUGGUCCAGUAUUGCUGUUACUGGAUAGUGACCUCUUAGUAUUUACUCUCGAGCUGCAAGAAGCUCCUUACAUUAACAAUUCAUUUGACGCUGAUUUAUUCAUACAGAUGAUGGAGUUAGAUGAAAGGAUAGGUCACUGUGUGUUUCAGUUCUACACAUGCCAAUCUACUAAACGGGCCCACACGGUUAUUUUUAGGGUAGUUAAAUGCACAUUUUAGUCUUACAAGUCCAAGUAGACAUGUGUUUUCUUUUACAAAAAAACUAAAUAUGAGUGCAAUGUUGAUUUACAGAGUCGUAUUAUUACUCAACACUUGGACAAGUGCGUGUCAAAACUGAUUUACAGUAUUAGAGAGUGUGAUCAAUGCACGUUUAACACACCAAAUGCACUGACACAGAGUCUAAUGUAACCAAACACAGAGUAUUUAUUUGAGAUUGGUUGUUUGUAUGUAACAUGGACAUUUUAGCAGAUGAGAUGAUACAUAACUUAUGAAUUCUAUGUUUGUUAAUUUAUUUAAAGUCUGUUAUUUAUUAAUUUAUUCAAUAUCUGCCCAUGCAUUGGCUGUGUCUGCUAUAAUUUGCAGUAUGCCACGAGUUGAAUGCAGCUAAUUAACACUUUGAAAUUGGCUUAAAUUUGAUAUCUGAUGAUGAAGAGGAUGAUGAUAUUGCACUUUGUAGUGUUCAGAUGAGAUGACGCAGCUGCUUACAUUUAUAGUUCUUAUAGUGCAUGAUGAAUAUAAAUUUAAGCUGAUCUAGUGUAAAAAAAAAAAAAAAAGCUCGCCUCCCAGCUGGUGAUGGGAGCGUUUCCUAAAAUGUCUGAGAAGUUUGUGGUGCAGUAUUUUUUCAAAAUGUCAAACGAGCUACUGUCACAACAAGAAAAGGAGACAAUUUAGAUGAUAAGUAUUUUGGAUCUUAGGUUCGCAAAUAUUGUUUUCGCAAGUAUUUAAGAAGUGUUUGGCCUUUUCUGUGUGUGGCACAUCUCUUAGCUAUUUAAUCAGACACUGUAUAUGAAACUUUAGUGCAACGUUUAGACUCAUAAGGCAACAUAACCCUGCAUGUCAUCCUCAGUUUCUUUCCAUUUGUCUUAAAUAUUAGAUAUGUGAGCUCCUGUAACACUGUUUCUGCUGUAACACAAUGAGUCAGGGUUCACUCCACAUGGUUUCUGUUAUGUAGCGUAGCUCUGAGCGGCAGGCGUGCUGUUAAGAGCUGUAACAUUACAUUGUGUAACGUUAUGGGAGAGCUGAAAAUGAAUGUUUCCAAUAGGAGAGAGGGAAAAUAUUAAUGCCUAUACUGUAUUGUAGCACUUUCCGCUCUAUGAAAUCUCUCCUCUGGUCCCCCUUUCUCUCUCUUUUUGUCUUUCUCCCGUCCACAUGAGUUAUUGGACCUAUCGAUGUUUCCCUUCUGCUUUCCUCUUUCCUCCGUCAGUCCCUAUAAUUAUGAUAUUUUUAAAAGAAUUAUACAGAGAGAUAUUAAAAUUGUGUUUGUUGACAAUGAACACAUAUAGAGACAGUAUAAAUACAGUUUAUUCUGUACUUUAUAUAUUAUAAUUAUUAUUUAUUGAUUAUCAGUAAUGUAUAAUGUUAAGUACAUUGAACACAGCUGGGCCUGUAUUUAUCAAACUUCGUAUUGAAAAAGUUGAGUGUGAAAAAUAAAACAACUCAUCUUUCUAUAAAACAAACUGAUCACAUGUAUGCACUGGAAUAGCCAAUCAGACACACGGAUUUACCCAAACUACAACAACAAUCCUUUGUCUUUACUCAGUGAUAUGUUUUGUGCCAAAAUCAGCCGAAAGCUCAAAUCAGCUCUAGCAGUGAAAUUAAAUCAGGAGCUGUACGUAACAGGCCAAAACGGUUCUGUGUGCCUCAGAUAACAGAAUUGCAAUUAAUAAUAUUUAGUACAAUCACUCUAAAAUAUGUCUCAGAAGGUGUGAUCACCCCCUUCACCUUUAAUAGAUAGCUUUAAUUGAUAAAGUGAUAGAUUUAGAAAGUUACGAUGAAAAGAUCAAUACCACUUCUUGUUUGUGCACUAAAUGUUCCCCUACAGCUAGAAUACAUUACAUUAGUUAGCUUAGAACAAAGAGUGGGGAACGGCUGGCCUGUUUUAGUACCUCUAAAUUGUUGCUUUUACACUUUGGUUAUGAAAAAAGAGAAUAGUGUGUUAAUUAGCAAGCUUUAAAUGUGUUUGUGGUAGGAUUACAUUUGAACAGAUCCAGGCCAGCUGUUUGCCUCUGUUCCUGAGCUGAGCUGGCUGUAGCUCCAUAUUUAGCGUGCAGAUAUGACAGUGGUGUCAAUCUUCUGAUCUAACUCUCAGCAGAAAAGCAAAAAUAAUCAUACGUCUUUAAAUGUCAAGCCAUUUUUUAAAGUAGAUGAUAGGCUUUUACUCUGAAAAAAACACUGUUCCAUUUUUCACCUUCAGCCGUUUGAUAGAUACAGGUCUUAUAUGAUUGACAGUGAUAUUUCAGUGCUGUUUAGUAUUAUUAUUGUACGGAAGGCUCUGGCAGUGAGUGUGUGUCUACUGAAUAGAGUCACUCCUAGCAUAUCUAGUUUAUACAGAGUUUAUAGGUUGCAUCUCCCUGUGCGCUUUCUGGUAGGUUUUCUGGGAGAUGUCUUUCUUAUUUAAUUUACCUUUUGUUUUUCUUUUUGAGCUUGUAAAUGCGAUGGGUUGCUUGUUCAAAGAGCCAAAAAUUACCUGUGUACAUGUGGUUCUCUUGGGGUUUAUUACUAUAAUUGCGUUCAUGGCUGUGUUGCACAUGCAUUGGUUGUUUUCUGACUUCAGUUGUUUGAGUAAUAAAUAAAAGAAUACUUUUGGGUUGUGAACAA
This is a messenger RNA of Larimichthys crocea (large yellow croaker), 4159 nucleotides long. RefSeq names its product proline-rich transmembrane protein 1 (gene prrt1). The transcript is spliced from 4 exons. The record is from RefSeq and is a predicted model, not a curated record. Gene Ontology annotation, cellular component: membrane. Bases 385 to 1101 code for a protein of 238 amino acids. NCBI's taxonomy places the organism in Eukaryota, Metazoa, Chordata, Actinopteri, Sciaenidae.